Zea mays is the source of this 627-nucleotide messenger RNA. Its product is annotated as guanine nucleotide exchange factor SPIKE 1. The transcript has 6 exons. The record is from RefSeq and is a predicted model, not a curated record. Gene Ontology annotation, biological process: small GTPase-mediated signal transduction; positive regulation of GTPase activity. Gene Ontology annotation, molecular function: guanyl-nucleotide exchange factor activity. NCBI's taxonomy places the organism in Eukaryota, Viridiplantae, Streptophyta, Magnoliopsida, Poales, Poaceae. The coding region runs from base 1 to 627 and encodes 208 amino acids.
AUGGCUGUGCGUGUUACUAGGUCACUGAAAUGGCGAGUUGUUUUUGCAGGAAGGCAAGAGAGGGAGUAUGAGAUGACACUCAAGAGAACGUUGCAGAGUAUUUGCUUGCUCACAGUUCAUGCUAACACCACCACCUCUGUCGUGCUUCAGAUAUAUGGAAAGCGUUACAACAUUUCUGUUUUUGAAUUGUUCAAUUCAUCCAAACCUUUCAGUGGAAUGAUUUGCUUGUAUAACAGAGAUAGAAGAGAAAAACUGUCAGAAGACUUCUACUUUCACAUACUUCCAACAGAUAUGCAGGAUGCUCAGGGUUCUUUGGAUCGUCGAGGUGUUUUUUCAUUGGACACACAUUCACCAUCAGUCUGCCUUUUGAUUCAAUUGGAAAAGGCUGCUACUGAAGAAGGGGGAGUAACACCUUCUGUUUAUUCUCAUAAAGAGCCUGUGCACUUAGCUAAGAAAGAGAAGCAAAAGCUGCAAGUAUGGUCUCGAAUUAUGCCUUGUAAAGAGUCAUUUGCAUGGGCCAUGAUUCCUCUGUUUGAAGGUAACCAUGCGGGUGGUCUUAGUGAUGCUGCUCACAAAUAUUAUAUCUCAAAUCCUUUUCAAAGCAUUACGCUUGAAACGGAAACAUAA